Molecule: messenger RNA, 1704 nt
Organism: Camellia sinensis
Lineage: Eukaryota; Viridiplantae; Streptophyta; Magnoliopsida; Ericales; Theaceae
Source: RefSeq, a predicted model, not a curated record
AUGGAAAUUCUUGCUAAAAUUUUGGCUGAGAAGUCUAUGCAUCCUAUGUUUAAGUUCCAUUGGAGAUGUGAGAAGACUAAGAUUAUAAAUCUUUGUUUUGCUGACGAUCUCAUGAUUUUUAGCAAAGGUGAUGUACCUACUGUUAAACUUAUUAUGGAAGGCCUUGAGGAGUUUUCUAACCUUUCGGGCCUUACCCCUAAUCCUAGCAAGAGUAAUAUCUACUUUUCUGGUUGUGAGAUGGGGUUGCGCACCUCUAUCCUUGACAUUGCAAAAUUCAAAGAGGGCACUCUCCCGGUUAAAUAUCUUGGAGUUCCCCUUCUCACAACCAAAUUGAGGGCCACGGAUUGUGCUCCUCUCAUUGACCGAAUCACCAAAAGAGUUAAGAAUUGGACUAACAGAGUCUUGUCUUAUGCGGGGAGGAGCCAGCUCAUCCAAUCCAUCCUUUUUUCUAUGCAAGUUAACUGGUCUUCCUUGUUUAUUCUCCCUAAGAAGGUCAUUAGGGAGAUUGAAAGUAUUCUUAGAGCUUUCCUUUGGUCUGGCAGUGAGCUCAAAACCCAUAGUGCUAUGAUUGCCUGGGAUUCUGUGUGUGUUCCUAAAAAUGAGGGGGGUCUUGGGUUUAAAUCUCUUGGUAUCUGGAAUAGAGCUGCUAUAGCUAAGCAUGUCUGGUUCCUCUUCUCUGGUGGCGAGAAGUCUAUGUGGUGCCAGUGGGUUAAAUCCUAUUUACUCAAGGGUAAAAGCUUUUGGAGGGUCAAAAUUCCCCCUGACCCUUCCUGGGUUUGGAGGAAGUUAUUGUCUCUUAGAGACUGGUUGUCUCCUCUAAUUAACCACCAAGUUGGUUGUGGUGAUUCUACAUUCCUUUGGUAUGACAAUUGGCAUCCUCUUGGUCCUCUAUGGAAAAAGUUUGGGGACAGGAUUUUGUAUGAUUCCUGCCUCAACAGUGAGACCAAAGUCAGUCAAAUCAUCAGUGGUCAUUCUUGGAAGUGGCCUAUCCCUAAUUCUUGGGAAAUUCAGGAGUUGAUCUCAUCUACUCCCGAAUGCUGCAAACCUAACCCUUCUAAGUGUGACCAAGUUACCUGGAAACUCACUACGGAUGGCAAAUGUAACAUGAAGUGGCCUGUUUUGGAUUGGCCUGAUAUUGUUACAUAUGCUACAAAAGAAACCAAGGGUAAUUCUCUUAGGGCUAAUAUUCUUAGCAAUGCUUUCUUGUGCUCUAUCUACCACAUCUGGAUUGAGAGAAAUAAUCGUGUUUUUAACAAAGAAUGUAAGCCUGAAGAGGUGGUUAUUAAAUCUGUAAUCCAGAUGGGUAAGGAAGCUCAAGUCGAGUGGUGUGAGUCUCUAAAUUGUGGGUCGAGUGGUGUGAGAUCCUAUAUUGAGGGCACUGUUACUGAUUUAAUUCAUAGCAGAUGGUAUCUUAUUUGCUGGAGGUACUUAUUCAUGGCUGUUCUUACAGGGUCUACUACAAUGUAUGAGCAGGUCCUGGAUUGUAUGGGUUGGCAGCGGUGUCCAGAUUUUGGGGACUGUAGACCUGUUGUUUCAAAAGAUCUUGGCUUUUCAGAUUUUGGGUUCGCUACAAUGAUGAAGUUCUGUUGGAGUUGCUGGUUUGUUAACAAUCAGACGUGUGGCAGAUUGCGUGGCAGAUGGUACUGUUCUGUGUUGAUGGCUGCUUGUAGCGCCUUUGUGGACACUUGUCUUUCAGCAGUAUAG